AUGACUGGAAGAAACGACGAUGCAAUUGUUGCUGCCUUGGAGGUUGUUGCUCAGGCCAUGCAGAACCAACCUAAUGCUGGAGUGAUGGACGAGUCGCGUAGCUUGAAUGAAGCUCAAGCGUGGCUUAAGGAGAUGGAGAGGAUCUUCCAAGUGAUGGAUUGUUCUACAGCGCAGAAGGUACUUUAUGGUACUCAUAUGCUGGCUGGAGAAGUUAAUGAUUGGUGGGUUGGCACUCUUCAAAGAUUGAAGGCUAUUGGUGAACGAGGAGACGUUGAGUUUUCAAAGUGUAUCGAAUUUGAGAAUGGGCUGCAUCCGAAGAUUAAAUGGGCGAUUGGGUAUCAGCAAAUCCGUAUGUUCACAGAAUUGGUGAACAUGUGUCUCAUUUAUGAAGGGGACAGCCUUGCUCAUUCGGCUUAUUACAAGAGUCUGGACGAGAAGGGGAGAAAAUCGCAUCAUGAUUGUAAGAAGCCUUAUGAUGCUCCUACUGACAAAUGGAAGCAGGAAGUUGCUAAUGGGAAGAAGCCAAGUGGGGGAGGAGCUCCUGCUACUGUCCGGUGUUAUAGGUGUGGUGAACAAGGUCACCGUUUCAAUGAGUGUGAGAAUAAGACGUUGAGAUGUUACCAAUGUGGUAAAACCGAUCAUCGUGUUCUUGACUGCAAGGACGAUGGUCCGACUUGUUUUAAAUAUGGUGAAUAG
Molecule: messenger RNA, 696 nt
Organism: Vicia villosa (hairy vetch)
Lineage: Eukaryota; Viridiplantae; Streptophyta; Magnoliopsida; Fabales; Fabaceae
Exons: 3
Coding region: 1-696 (231 amino acids)
Molecular function (GO): zinc ion binding; nucleic acid binding
Source: RefSeq, a predicted model, not a curated record